CGGCGACAUUGCUAGUUUACUCUCCUCAAACAUACUGUCUUUGUGCGAAAAAUAAAAUAUACAGAAAAAAUGUCAGACAAACGAGCACUCGUUAUUGCACUCUCGGGGUGUUCUUCUAGCGGAAAGACUACCUUGGCGAGAAUUCUACGCGACAUCUUUCCCAAUACAUUCAUUCUUCACGAAGAUGACUUCUACAGACCAGAGGAGGAGCUGCCCUCAAAGCACGGUCUACUAGAUUGGGACUGUGCCGGAUCCUUGGACAUUCCCGCUAUGGCUGAGUCGCUGGCUUAUAUCCGCGAGAAUGCGUCUUUCCCGCCGACACUAGAGUCUAAAGAGGACCAAAACUCUGUGGGCAAGUGUCCUGUUCCACAGACUCUCAUUGACUCUCUAAAACAAAAGGUUACUGCCGAACUCCCAUGGGACCAUGCGCUAGCUACAUCUGCUCUCAAACUCUGCGUGCUAGACGGCUUUCUGCUCUUUUCUCCUUCCAUGGCAGCCAUUCAAUCGGCUCUUGAUGUCAAGGUCUUUCUUCGUGCAUCCUACCAACGAGCCAAGUCACGUCGAGAAUCCCGUGAUGGAUACGUUACCCUGGAGGGCUUUUGGGCUGACCCCCCCGGCUAUGUCGACAAGAUUGUCUGGCCAAACUACGUGGAAGAGCACAAGUGGAUGUUUGAGGACGGUAAUGUAGAAGGCAAGUAUAAAAAGGAUGUCCUGGCAAGAGAAUGCAUCUACGUCCCCAAGGGUGAGCCUCUGGAUGCUGAUUUGUCCGAGACGCUUGAGUGGCUGGUAUCACUGAUUCUGGAUGAGCUAAAUAAAAGGCAUCAAUAGAUGUUCAUAUCGUUUCCAAUACUAUUAAAUUGCCAAUGUUUCGAGUUAUUUAUAUACUCUUACACUUUGCAACUACUUCAUCUAAGCGGGCCAACGCUCGACGGACCGGAUCCAUGGAGGGCAGUGUAUCCUCUAGAUACAAGGAGCUCUCAAAGAGGUGAUCUUGUCCUUCUGCAAUAAAGAUGUCAACCUUGUCUUUUCCAAGCUUUUGUUGCAUCAUGACGCUGAUAUCGUGUGGAACAGCAAUAUCAGCAUUGCCGUGAAAAAUGACAGUCGGCGGCCAUAGUUUUCUCUUCUGCUCAUCCGUUCCGACCCACUCAAAACCGUCGUCAAUUGCUUGUACAAGGCCUGGAUAUUUAUUCGUGCGGAUGUAGUGUUCGUACAUGAGUCCACCUCGACGAUCCAGGUGUUCCUCUGCAACAACUAGUGCCGGUUGUUUGAAGUCCGGGUUGCGGCUCCCGUCAGGCAGAAGCAUUUCGAUGUGGAAGAUGCCCGUAGUUUCUGUCGUAAUGCGGCAUGUUUGGACUGGUUCCGCAUCAAAUUCUUCAAAAUCAGCGUCCGUCUUAUGGUCAUCAGUGAUGCUAAUGCUGGAGCUAUAAAAUGGAUGCUGGAAGGUUGUGAUGCCACUGAUGGAGAAGAGCGCGAUAGGUGGUUGUUCGAGGUGCCGCGCGAGGGUUGUAGCUAGGAAAAAGCCAGCGCUUGCACCAAACACAAUAACUCUGCGCCUUGCUUCACCUGUCGUGUUCCACCUCUGAGCAUAUUCGUAAGCUGCCAUGGCAUCUUGGAGCAGAUCGCUGGCGGUUGCCUGCGGCAUGAGCCGGUAGUCGGCGGUGAUAAGAGGCCAUUUGCGACCGAUACAGGCCUAGCGGAUAUCUUUAGUAUUAAAGGGGAUUAAUAUGGGAUAGAGAUGUACUUGGACUAGCCAUGGGGGCAUGCGUUCUUUGACCCAGCCGCUCAAGGCACCAGCGUGAAAGAAGAGCGCAACGGGAGCAUCAUCAGCGAUGUCCGGCCCAGCGUAGAUGGUGCAUUCCAGUGGGAUCUUGUGGUGAGCGUAUACCUCUGUCGUUUUGAAACUCAUUUUCUGCUUAACUUUGUUUGAGGGAAAAAAAUUACCAACCAAGCUAUCUGUAUCUUUAUGCCAUGUUCCCAGUUCAGCCACAGCCUGCACCUAGGAUCGACAUGAAGGGCGUGGCCUCGGCUGCCUGGAUGUGACCAUAUGCCUCACGCUCUUGGAAACAGUGCUCGCAAUUUUGCGAUAUCCUCAAGGCACCAUUCCAGUAUCGUUUCAGCGUUAUGAAUGCUAUAGGUUACCUUCAUCGCUUCGUUAACAAACAGCCCGUUACCGAGCUGGUAGCAUCCUGGGACCUCUCUUGCGUGAUGCUCGCUAGCUGGAUCAUGCAACCCCACGCCUCCACCAGCUCCAAAGGGAACUCUAAUAGUACCGAAGCGCACAUCUGCAAGGGUUGCAUGCUCGAGGCAAGUGAAAAUCUGCUUUGCUCCUUCAAGUAUUGGCUGCCCCAAAGCCAUUCUUUCAUCAUGACUGACGGUCCCAAAGAUCAGUUUAUCGUAUUCUGGGGGCAAGGCUUCGUUGUCCAUGCUAAUCAUCUUAUUCGUUAUAAUGGCUAAUGUGCAAGCGAUUCGGCAGAGAAUGGUACCGCUAGGCGUCAUGAUACAUUCCUGAGGCGAAAUCAUAGAAUAGGCACCUGACGCAACGAAUAUGGGACGAAUCAUAUCCAGGUCCUGGGCCUUUACCUCGAGCUCAAGAAUAGCGAGUACCUUGAGCCUAUUAUAUGUAGGAUCGCAUGCAGGUUUGCCGAGUUGCUGGCGGAAGAGUCCCACCCGUUCCCAACAUGCCAGUGUAAGCAACUGCACUACCUCGGUCUGUUCAAUGCCAUCCGGACCCUUCUUAAACCCGACGCUGUAGCCAGACCAUUGCGCUGAGAAGAUUGGCUCUAUAUGCGUAACUUUGGCUUCUGUAACAACUGUAAUAUUUGUGUACGUUUUGAGCUUCUGGCGCAGAAAGGUGCAGAUAUAAGGCAUAUUGAACGUCUUUUCUGUGGUUUCGUAGCAGGCGCCGAGACCGGUUUGAAACUCGGCGGUGAUGAACCGAUUAUACUCUGCUUUUGUUAGCUCUCGACAUAUUUGGUCAGGAGAGCCGAAAUGUUUGUUGAAAUAGUCAUCGUUGGAGUACUUUU
Molecule: messenger RNA, 3023 nt
Organism: [Torrubiella] hemipterigena
Lineage: Eukaryota; Fungi; Ascomycota; Sordariomycetes; Hypocreales; Clavicipitaceae
Source: the annotation of a GenBank genome assembly